Messenger RNA from Anopheles nili, 2956 nucleotides. RefSeq names its product protein-tyrosine sulfotransferase (gene Tpst). Gene Ontology annotation, cellular component: Golgi apparatus. NCBI's taxonomy places the organism in Eukaryota, Metazoa, Arthropoda, Insecta, Diptera, Culicidae. The coding region runs from base 1 to 1173 and encodes 390 amino acids. The record is from RefSeq and is a predicted model, not a curated record. Gene Ontology annotation, molecular function: protein-tyrosine sulfotransferase activity. The transcript has 5 exons. Gene Ontology annotation, biological process: peptidyl-tyrosine sulfation.
AUGCGGCUGAUGCUGCGCAAUCGGAAGCUGCUGAUUGCGGCCGGUGUCACGCUGACCGUGCUGAUUCUGCUCUGGAAGUGGAACGACGUCCAGGCGGUGUGCUGGGGCAACAAUGGCGGCUCCGGAGCGGGUCAGAUGGUGCGGGAUGAUCAGACGCUUCCUGGUGGAUCCAGCUAUCGGUACCAUCGGAAUAUGCCGCUGAUCUUCAUCGGAGGUGUACCACGAUCAGGAACGACGCUGAUGCGUGCCAUGCUCGAUGCUCACCCUGAAGUGCGAUGUGGACAGGAGACGCGCGUGAUACCUCGCAUCCUACAGCUGCGAUCACACUGGAUGAAAUCGGAGAAGGAAUCCGUCCGGUUGGUUGAGGCCGGCAUCACGAAGGAGGUGUUGAAUGGGGCGAUCGCACAGUUCUGUCUUGAGAUCAUCGCAAAACACGGCGAUCCGGCGCCAAGGCUCUGCAACAAGGACCCACUCACGCUGAAGAUGGGCUCAUACGUGAUUGAGCUGUUUCCGGAGGCUAAGUUCCUGUUUAUGGUGCGAGAUGGCCGGGCGACGGUGCACUCGAUCAUCUCGCGGAAAGUCACCAUCACCGGGUUCGAUCUGACCAGCUACCGGCAGUGUUUGACGAAGUGGAAUCAGGCGAUUCAGACGAUGCACGAGCAGUGUAAGGAGAUCGGUUCUGAUCGGUGCAUGAUGGUGUACUAUGAGCAGCUGGUGCUACACCCGGAGGAGUGGAUGCGCAAGAUACUGCAUUUCCUGAACAUACCGUGGAACGACUCGGUGUUGCACCACGAGGAGUUCAUCAACAAGGAGAACGGAGUAGCGCUCUCGAAGGUGGAACGAUCCUCAGAUCAGGUGAUAAAACCAGUCAACCUUGAGGCACUCUCGAAGUGGGUGGGUAAGAUACCGAGUGAUGUGGUGCGAGAUAUGGCAGACAUUGCCCCAAUGUUGUCGGUGCUUGGCUACGAUCCGUACGCCAACCCACCGGACUAUGGAAAACCCGACACGUACGUGCAGGAGAACACCUACAAGGUUCGAUCCAACUCCCUCAUGUGGGAACACCGGGCGAAGGAGCUGCUCAAUCGGGAGGGCUUUGCCGAUAAUCUCCCACCCAAGGCGAAGGACACCGAUGAGGACGAUUACGGUGUGGGUAGUCGGGAUCGGAAAACGUGAUAAUCUGACUCCGUGAGAAAAGGAGCGUGCUCUUAAGAAUCACCUCAUUCGUUUUGUCGUGGAACCGUCGUAGCAUUUCCUGGGCUUGGACAACGAGGCCGCAAGGAUACGGAUUGGACACGGCUGACGCAAGGGACUUACUUUUACUUUUAAGCAAAUGAGCACCGAAAACUUACCGCUGUGUUGUGCACCGGUUUUCGGGUGGAGUGUCCGGGAACCUGGCGGGCUAAGACUGCGACUAGUUCGGAUAUUCUACAGCCCGAUAGAGCAUCUACACCCUCCCCCGUAAAGCUGGCCACACAGAGAAUCUAGGGCUGAAAGGGGAUAGAAUGUGUUUGCCAGUGAGCCAGAAGGGACUGAAGAUUUGAUAGGGUUUUUUUUAUUUUCAUAAGUUAAACAAAAUAUUAGACCAUUUGGAGCUGAAACAGAUUCGCUUAAAGUUCGCCAACAGGGCGAGCGAUUGUAGCCGAAACAUGGGCUUCUGUUUUAGUUUACCUAGGCUGGUUGAGAACGCUUCAUAUUCGCCAGUUCAAAGAGAGCUUGAAGGUUCAGCGUGACGUGCAAUCGGAGCGGAAAUGGGAGUCGCAUAUUUUGCUCUUAAAAUCGUAACUGAAACACUUUUCCACCACAACAUAGUCAAAAGUAUCCCACGUAGUAGGGCUAAUGCAAACAAUUAGGACAACUAGCGUAAUUGUAGCCGCAGGUCAGCUGGUGGUAGCGUAAUUAUAACCGUAUUCGUGACGGCAACCAUGGACCGAAAACUAACAGCAAAUAAGCAGCGCACAUAUGAUAAUUUUAGUAAGAUAAAUAGUCAAAACAGUAGCAAACAUUGCAGUAAUGCUAGGCAAAGUAGUUUUUAGUCGUCGCUGCUGCCAGUCGCUAUUUUAUUCUCGUCCUUAGAGCAGUCAAUCUAGGAGCAUGUGAGUGAGCGUGAGUAAAUGCGAGAGAGCGAAACUUAGUGUGCGAAAGUGAGAGAGCGAGUGAGAGAUUGAUUGUCGGCACGGUGUUUUAUAAAUCAGCAUGCUAAGAGGAGAAAAACGCAUCUUCCCACCCUUAUCCAUGUGAGGCUAGUUAGAUAGGGCAUGCCCACGCAACAAGAAGCCAUCGCUGCAUAUGAACAAUUAAUCCCCGAAUCCCAAAAAAACGCAAUAUGCAACCGUACAACGCAAAACAAUAACUAUAUAUAAACGAUACGCACACUCAUAUACACUAUCCUUAAGUAACUUUUUACGUAAUAUGUGUACAAGUGCGUGUAAAAAAUCAGUAGACAUUUACAAGCGAGCUCCAACAGGAAAAAGGGCACGUCCUUGAUGUGCCGGUGAUAGGUAUAUACAAAAAAAUCAAACCCGAAAAUGACAAGCGCAUGAGAGAGGAGUUUCGUGAUUGGAAGAAGUCCUUUAGAAGUGUGAAAAAGUAUGGGAAUAUGUUUGCGGGCGCUGGAGCUGCCACACGAGCCUGCGUCGCGGGUCGAAUCCUUGUACAUUAACGUGUGUAAAAUAUGUUUUUUCUUUUUAACUUUUAUGCGGUACACCCACGCUUUUACGAUGUGCUGCCCCCAUCUUGUGUUUGCUUCGGUGGUCCGGGAGUGGCAAAGGGCCACGUGCUAAUUUCCCGUGAAGGGCGAGAAGGCAAUCUAGGUGCAUCCGAUCCAGCAAAACGGAUCGCAACAAAAUAGGGUCGCGAGCCGUUUAAUUUAGCCGACGUCUAAUAAUACUACAUGUACAGCGUUACAGGAGCGAGAGGAGCGAAGGUGUAUAUGAUGAAAUAAACCAUAUGAAUGUUA